GGCGUCCGUGUGACAGCGUUCAGUCGGCGGUGUAACACGGAGGGUUUUCAUCCGGUGCAGCAGGGAAGCCUUUCUUCUCCCGAGCAGGAUUUCUAUCCUGUGGUUUGAUGCAGGCAUGAUUUUUCUCGGCUUGGUUUUGCUACAGAGGACCAUGGAGACCUCCGAAGGCAUCGGUCAUGCUCUCUGGUGAGGGCGUGACUGGGAGCGAGAGUUGUAAAGUCCCCAGAAUUACAUCACAUGGAGGUCAAAGGUCAUCUGAUCACAUCCAUGGGUUUGGGGGCUCCUGAUGUUCAAGGCUGCCAGGACAGCAAGCUGCAGGCGGAGCGGGUUGCAGCGCUGCAGGAGAGGAAGCAGGCCCUGGAGGCUCUGCUCAACUCCAGAGUGGGAGAGCUCAAACAUGUGUGUCUGCAGGAAGCUGAGCUGACUGGGAAGCUUUCACUUGCUUUCCCCCUGGAAACGGGAGAGAAACCCCCAGUGGUGCAACGCAGAGCUGGCCUGCCGCCCAACACCAAGGCAGAGGAUGAGGCUGCCCAGAGAAAGCAGAUGAAGGCCAUCUUCACCGGGGCUCUGUACAGACACUCGGAGUCCGAAAGAAAUAUCCCAAACAGCAAGAGGACGGUUCACCGGGGCUGUCACACAGAGGACACUGUCAUGUCAGAGAGUACAAGCUCCAUGUCAGACUCAACAUCCCAUGACAACGAGUCUUCUCCCAGCGUUGUAGCGGACCAGCGCUCUCUGUCUCAGCCCCGGCUCACAGUGGGGAGCCCCGACCACAGGAUCAGCAGGAAGCUGUCACCAGUCGAGAUUUACUACGAGAUGAGGACACGCCGCAACUCUGUCACCAGCUCCGUCAGCCCGACUCAUUCUUUGCCGAGAAGUGCGUCCAACAUUGAAGGCAGAAGUGUUCCAGCUACACCUCUGUUAGCUCGCACCGCCCCCAUCAGCGUUCACGUCAGGUCCGAUGGGUCGGCCGGUAACGGGUUGAAGCAGUGGUCUGGCAGCCUGGACGUUCCCUACAUGAUUCCCCUGGCUCAGGAGGGCUCCUCUUCGGACCGCCGCGGCUGCCCGUACAGCUCCCGGGCCCGGCGCAGCAACAGCUCCGAGGCCCUGCUGGAUAGAUCAAGCCUCCCCGACGACCCGGCCCCCAGGAACGGGAUGCCACCCCGAGGAGGGCCCUACAAGAGCUCAGAGACACUGACCGAUGGCAAGCUGCGACACAUCCACCUGGGCAGCCCCGAGAGACACGCUGACGGCAACGUGGAGCAGGCCAAAAUGCGUCUGUCGAUGGGCGACCGAGCGGCAGGCGGAGGGUACAACGAGCUCCUGAUGGACUACAUCUGGGGGAAGCAGCAGAGGAUGCAGCACCACCUGUACCAGUCCACAGGCCGGAUCUGGCAGGACAUACCCUCCCCUCGCUCCUCAACCGCAGCGGUGCCUCCCCACGCCAACGGAUUUUCCCACUCCCAGGUGAACCUCCCCAGCGCCGCGCCUCCUUUCAGCCCUAUGGUGCUCCGGGGGUCCCAAGCCGAGCUGCGCAGGGUCAAAGUCACCAGGACCAAAUCUUGUGGACCCUUUAUUCCUUUGCAGCAACACCCCCAGGACGCCAUCCUGCUGUCAGCGUACGACGCUCCUCUCCCCGCCACCGGAAACACCACGUCCUCCAUCCCCAACCUGCACCCCUACCAGACGGAACUGUCGGGCCCCUCGUUCAGCCGCAGACCCCCUCAGUUCUCCCUCCCGACUCCAGAAGACUCAACCCGGAGCUUGCAUAAAGCCCUGGCUCUGGAAGGACUGAGGGACUGGUACUUGAGGAACGCCCUCGGCUAUCCUCCCGCCGCCUCGAAGGGCAACGAGGCGGGGAUCUCUCGUCUCUCACACCCCCACCCGCUGGUGCACCAGCAGUCAGUCCAGGGUGAAGCAGCCAACCCCCCUCGCUCUCAGAUGCCCCAGUCAGCCAGCUUCCAUGGCCACCCGCUGCAUGGGAGGUCGAUGGAGUUCUCUCUGUAUCAGGAGACUCCUCAUCCACAAAUGCAAGAGGCGACCCCAAAGGAACCCAGUGCAGACCCAGGCACCCUAGUCUGAAGCAGCAGAACACACACACACACAACACACACACACACACACACACACACACACACACACACACACACACACACACACACACACACACACACACACACACACACACACACACACACACACACACACACACACACACACACACACACACACACACACACACACACACACACACACACACCACACACACACACACACACACACACACACACACACACACACACACACACAUACACACACACACACACACACUCUCUACAAACUCAAGCAGAAACACUGUAGCCUCACACAGACAUUCGCCCACACAGACAAGUCGAUACAAUGUGACCUCAACAGCGGAGUAAAACACGGCAACCUCAGCAGAAAGUGACUGGAAUACGUGAUAAACUGUAGCUGUACAGUGUGAAAAAGCCUUGGCUAGUUCCCCGUGUUAUAACUGAUCCUAUAUGGACUUCAUGUGAACGUGCACUGGAGUCAACACAUCUAAUAACAAUAUGGUCAUGCUGUACUUAAUACAUCAAUAUUUCUGGUCAAACACAACCUUAAAAUCCUAAUAACCCUAAAAACACCUGAGAUAUACUUUUUUACAGAAUAUAUACAACUCUAAAUUACUAUUUUGUAUCUUCUGGGAUAUAAAGAACAGCUAUAUUAAAGAGGUAAUUUAUUGCUCAUUAAUCUUGUGAUAUACAAAGAUGAGCUCACCAUCAUUUAAAAAAAAGUAUUAACUCAUGCCAGUGAAUGUGUGUUUGUAGAACUAUAUAAAAAAACAACAUGCUUCAGUCGAUCAUCUGCCGUUUAAUUUCCCAGCCAUUUGUAUUUUCCACGUUUGAUAAAAGAAAGGGGCCAUGAACUCAAGUGUGUGUGUGUAGCAGACGGGAGUGCCUGAAUGUUUUAAAAACCUUGGUUAGAAAACUUUAAAGUGCUUUCUGAUGAUCUCAAAAUGUGAGCGAUAAGCUUUUGUGAGCUUAGUGUAAGCCGAAAAAAACUGAAAGCAGUUUAGGAUGUCACCAAAUUAGGGUUUUUUGGAAUGAUGUCAUUUAUAUCGUGAUCUUUUUUGUUUUAUAGAUUCGGCCAUAAAAUGUAGCUUUCUCUGUGCUGACAGAACAAUUAGACCAGUUUUAGGACGACCCUGAGGGCUGUUGUUAAAGCUACUGGAAGGCAGUAGCACAUGGCUGUAUGACAAUAGUGUAAUCAAACCAGUUUCCCCCUGGGUUUAGUUAUGGAGGAUUUGAGUGUCAUAUGGAGCACUUUAUGAACAUCUUAAGCCUUAAUUCCUUAGAAAAUUGUCACCAAAUGAGACAGCGUUUUUUAAUUGGGGGAGUUAAUAAGUGUCAACAUCUACUGAAGGUCUAUCUGAGUGUUAGUCUGUAUAUAGCGUGGAUUGUACUGAUGAGUUUCAAGCUGAUGUUUAUUCCGGUAUUAACAACAAUAAUCAUUUUUAAACUAACCACAUGAUAAGUAUAUAAUCAGAAAAUCUCCCCCGAAAUACCCCCUUUCUCCAAGUGAGCACUAUUUAAUUGGUUUGUAAAAAAAGUACAGAAUAGGGCUGCAGUUUGAAUGACGGUGUGAGCGGGUCUCAUACCAGUAAAUGUGUUCAUAAGAAGUCAUGCUGGUUGAUUUCUUUUUGUAUCUGUAAUGAUUUCAGCUCAUUUCAUGUGCUUAGACUUAAAAAAAAUAACGUUUCAUGUUUUUAAAUCGUAGUAAUGCAUCAUAAAAUAUGUUUGUUAUCUAAUUAUGCAGUAAAAUCUUCAGAAAGAUCAAAACAUUCUAUGAAAUCCUCAAGGAAACUGAAAGAAUAUGUCUUUAGUCUAGACCAGGCAUGGGGAACCCUCUGCAGUAGCUCCUUGUAGCUUUGAGAAUAAAUAACAGCUAUUUUCUUUUUGUGGCACAGUGGACACUUUUCUAAAAGGAACACUUUUUAUCUUGGAGUUUGAGUUGAUGCUGUGACACUGAAAUAAUAUUAAUAUUCUGUCAGCUAAUAGAUGUGUCACAUCUUUCUACAUCUAUGUAUUGGUGCCUUUCCCUGGAGGUGGCCUAUCCUAAAUUUUAGACCCCGGCCUUGGGAAACUAACAAUGGAUAAAUAAAUAAAAUAGAUUUUUUUUUUUGCUUGUACAGCCAACACUAACUUUAUGGUUGAUGUAAAGUGAGAAAUUAGCAAACCACAAAAAAUGUAACCUUGAAAGACAGAUCCUGAACAUAGACUUUAGUUGUUGCUGUUCAACUAAAGUAACAGGAAAAAAUAGCAAUAGAUUUUCAACAUCUUUCUUUACUGUCAAUCGAUAAGUUCACAGGUGCAACAAACUAGUUUUUAUUAUAUAGUAUAAAUAUGUAUAAAGCUGUGUAUCAAAUUUGUUCGGCCAACCAUUUUUGGUGACAAAGGGGCAAAAUGGCUGUUCUGAUAGUAAAGGUUGCCGACCCCUGGUCUAGACAAAACAUUUUUUACCUCCAUUUAAUGUACUCGAUCUUUGGCCAUAUUGGAACUCAUUUGAAUGUAAUUCUUUGUCAUACGUGAUGUUGUUUUUUAAUCUAAGCUGUAGCACACCGCUGAAUGUUUCCCGGUUUCUUGGCCAUGUUCAGUAUCCAUCUUCAUAGAGCUUCUUCCAGCUGGUUCAAACCUGAAAUUAAAGACCAAACUGCUGUGCACUGGGGGGUCAUAAAUGUAUUUUUCAUAUACUCUGUAAGUUGCAAAUCAAUAAAAUAAAUUUAGCUCUGAAGCAAAUUUAUUCAAACUAUAUUAUAUUUAUGAGCCUAUAACAUUUUGUAGCUAUACCUACUGUAGCUCUUCCUUAUCAGUGCGGGAAUUGGUAAUGUGUGUUAAAACCACUUCAUUCAGCAGUGUGAUGUGUUAAUAUUUGAUUCUUCUUUAUUUUUUAUUUAGAUAUUUAAAUGCAGCUGUUUUCUCUUUCCCUACUUUAUACCCAGGCCUGUGAAAUAAGACAAAAUAGGCCGGCCCAAUGCUGUAUGUAUGAGAUUGUGCUUCAUU
This is a messenger RNA of Eleginops maclovinus (Patagonian blennie), 5063 nucleotides long. RefSeq names its product coiled-coil domain containing 120b (gene ccdc120b). Lineage: Eukaryota; Metazoa; Chordata; Actinopteri; Perciformes; Eleginopidae. Bases 238 to 2082 code for a protein of 614 amino acids. The record is from RefSeq and is a predicted model, not a curated record. The transcript is spliced from 11 exons.